This is a messenger RNA of Nilaparvata lugens (brown planthopper), 3487 nucleotides long. RefSeq lists its product as uncharacterized. The transcript has 3 exons. NCBI's taxonomy places the organism in Eukaryota, Metazoa, Arthropoda, Insecta, Hemiptera, Delphacidae. The coding region runs from base 1 to 534 and encodes 177 amino acids. Gene Ontology annotation, molecular function: iron-sulfur cluster binding. The record is from RefSeq and is a predicted model, not a curated record.
AUGAAGAUAUUUGUCACUGUUCCGAUCCUAGUGCAAACGAGUGCACCUCCACAGCCGCUGAUCAGGUACCCGUGCUCGUGCGGGGGCGGGCAGUGCGGCUGCUGCACCGGGAACGUGCUUCCCAUUGGCCAGAUCGCAUGCACCAAUGUCACCUACGACCCUGACGAAUUCAAAUUCCACCUCAAGAUGUAUUUCAACGAGAGAAUCGUCUAUCAAACGUCCAUGUCAGGUCAGAACCCGCGUCCGGUGUGCGUGCCAAUUCGGGCGCUCAAUUUCAAAUUCUGCGCGCGCAUGCACAACGUGUACAUGGUGGGCCGAAACGUGCACGCGUGCAUGUCGGUGGACGGCCAGUGGCGCUCGCAAGAGCUGUUCAACUACCACUUCGACUGCUUCCGCAUCGGCAGCGGCGGAGUGGCCUUCGUCAAGCCCGAGGAUGGCGGCGGUCUGCCUCCGCCUCCUGAGGAGGAUGUGCUCAAGCCCGGGGAGGAGGACUACGAUGACACCGCCAGGCGAUUCGCUCAGCUCAACAGCUGAAUAAAAACAUUCACAUCGUCCACCAAAAAUUGGGUUCGGAAGCAAUUAGAACUGGUUAAAAAUGAUUGAAUGUGAUGUUAGAGUGGACACUGAUUGCAGAUUGUUCCAAGAUCCAGAUUUAUUAGCAUUGAUUCCUUUUAUUAUCAAUUGAUUGCUCGGGGUCCAUGUUGACUUCCAAUUCAAAUAAGCUGCUAUUGAUAACAAGUGAAACCACCUUUGGAUGUGGUAUGGGGGGGGGCACACUUGAAAUAAUAAUCAUGAAAGCCUGGUUUCGUAGAAAUAAGUCAAGAAUUUCUUAAUGUAAUACAGGCGGUAGAAGUCCCCUCCAGUCCCCUUCUUUGAACUAUAAUUAGUAUAAUGACCUGAUAAUUUCAUAUUUCUGGAGUGUGGUUGCCGUGUGUGUGUUACUUUUAUGGUUUGUAGGAUUACUACCUAUAUCAACAUCUAGUGUGAGGAAGCCUUUUUCCUAGACUACCGUAUUCCCCAGGGUCUGGCUCGUUAAAAUGAUAAAGAAUCGAGUCAAUCCGAUACAGCCAGGAUUAAUGGCUGUAAUCCAGGUGAAAUGAUUAGGGAUAGCUUCUAUUAAUAAUGUAUUAUAGAAAUCAAUUUGAAAAAAACUUGUACUAACUAUAGGGUAUAAUCCCGCAGAGGGGGGAGACAAAUGUGGUUGGACACUGCUUCAAAGGUCUAGUGAAUAGGCAAUAUACAGUAUGUGGAUAUUACGUCAGGCUUUCUCCUGUUUGGACAAAACCAUGAGUUUUUUCUGAGAGACCCUGAUCAACAUUCAUCUAAGUAUCAGACUCUGACAUCUAAUCAAAGCCCCGCUGAUUCAGGUAAAUUGAAUUUCAAGAUAUAUUGAUUUGGUUGGAUGUGAAUUAAAAGUGAAGUCCUAUUUUGUCAUAAACCUGGUCAGUCGUAUCAAAGUUGGAGACUAUGGAAAAAAGGCCAUUUAUACUGAAUAUAUAAUUAAUUUAUUAUUUAUUCAUAAAAAAUAAUAUAACUAUUUAUUCCGUGCAAGAUAAUUUAUUUUUCCCAAAAUAGAAACUACAGUGGAGGCAACACUCCACUAAUUAUUUAUUAUUUAUUGUAGCUAUAAGGGAUUUCCACGGAAAGUGUGAUAAUAAUGCCUCACAUGUAUGAUUCGUAUAUAAUGCUCUGCUUCGAAAAGCAAUUUUCUUCCUCACAAGAUGUUACUGCAAAAUAAAAAUUUCGACAGAAGAAAUAUUGAACUAUUUAUUGGAGUAAAGUUAAUAAUAACCUCAUCUGGUUGAAGUGAGAAUGCUAAAAGUGUUGUACUUCCUUUAAAUGUUGUUUUUCUACCAUUUAUUAUUUCCACUUAAUAUAAUAAUAAUAUUUACAAUAAUAAUUUAUUGAUCGAUCCACUUGAAUCUUCAAAAUACUGUAGAAUUAGAAUUUGAAAAUACAUCACAUACACCUACAUUUUACAGCCUUUCAUGAAUUCAUUGGAAAAUCAAAAAGUAAAUGCAAUAUUAUAUUGAAUGUGGUUCAAACAUCAAGUCAAUGCACCAUAGCGAGAAUGAUGGAUGUACUGUAAUCAUAAUUGUAUACAAUCUAUGGAAUAAUUAUCUGGAAAUGACACGGCGCACAGACCCUCUAUGAUUUUUAAGUACGGUAAGCUGUCAGUGUAAUGAAAAAUACAACAACAGAGCUACUGCCUAUUGCUUUGCCUAGCGUCUCAAAUCCUUCAAGUUGAGUUUGCGAGUUAAUUCACUACUGAAAUACACCUUUCUGUGAGAAUAUUAUUAGACCAAUACAUUUAGAUUAAUUUAUAUUCAGAUUAUCGCAGCGAAUAGAGCUUUAAGAGAAUUGGCUACAGAAAAACACAUUAUAAGUACCAGUACGCCCUAAUACAUAUAUAUUUGAGGAACAUUACCAAAUUAUUACAUUUUUUAUCAUAAAGAAGGCAUAAUUUGAAUCCUAAAUACUUGCGAAACCAUACAUACUUGAAAUCAUAAUCUUUUCAACUCCCAAAUUAUUUCACUCAGAAAUUCUCAAUAUAGUAAUAAUUCUCAUAACUAUUUUAUUAUUUCAAGCAUCAAUAACUCAAGUAGAUUUAUUAUUUGAUACGGAGAAUUAUUUUUUCUUCCUGAAUUUACUACACAGAAUAUAUUCACUCUGGUAUCGAGCUAGAAUCAAACUAGAUAUGGAAAGGACUACCAUGGACAUCUUCCUCAUUUUGAAUACAUUCUAGGGUGAGUAGAGAAAAAAAAUAAUAAUUGGGAACCAAAAGUAAUAAUCAUAAAUGUCUCCAGUAGAAGAAAUUUUUCUCUAUGCAACUACUUAUUGGAAAAAGCUAUUUGACCUUCUAACUUGAGAAAACCUUUCAUUCAUAAUACUUUUACAAUAUUGGAAUCGAACAGUUAGCAAUUAAUUUUAGAAGGCAUCAGAGAACUGAUUAUUUGGUUUUCAUCAAAUUGGAAAAAUAUUGUGCAGCAAAACUGAUUCUCCGCCAGUGACUCAACCAAGCUAUUCCACAUCUAAAUUAUAUUUUCAAUUCCCUGUGAAUUCAAAGUAACCGAUAAAUUGGUUUGAAAUAUGAGUUGACAAUUUAUAACGGUUUCCAUGUCUGUCCAGAACUUUCACUUGUUUCUUGAAUAAUAAUUAUUUAUGAGAAACUAAUACCAAUGAUUGACAAUUUGUGCAAUCGUUGUAUUUCAUUAAUUUAUGUGCAUCUUAAAGACAUACCUAGGAUAAAUAAAUACAACAGUAGGUUAAUUGUAAUUUAGAAAUUUGAAACUUUAAUUAUUGCCAAACAUUUUUAGUGAUCAUGUGCGAGUGAAAAUAGAAUGUAAAUGUGUGUGUUUAGAUAUGAGUAAAAAUGUAGCUACAUGUUUGAGAAUCGGUGUAAGUGUAUUUUUUUUGUAUCUGAUUGAUCAUAUCGUUGAAAAUCCAUCCGCCAAACAAUAUAUCGAGAAGUCCGUGUCAAUGUAUG